Molecule: messenger RNA, 2013 nt
Organism: Trichomonas vaginalis G3
Lineage: Eukaryota; Parabasalia; Trichomonadida; Trichomonadidae
Product: GTPase activator protein
Exons: 1
Coding region: 1-2013 (670 amino acids)
Cellular component (GO): cytoplasm
Molecular function (GO): GTPase activator activity; protein binding
Source: RefSeq, a predicted model, not a curated record
AUGAAUGCAAAUACAAACGAGAUAGAAUUCCCACAAUACUUACAUAUGGAUCCACUUUAUGACAAUGAGCAAAUUAAUAGAUAUCAACGAAUUAAGCAAACAACAACACAACUUCAAGAAAUGUCAAAAUUUAUAAAAAAUUAUAUUUCCUCUGGCAAGAAAUUUGCACAGGCCAUAUCAGAUCUUCAUAAUGUAAUGUCUCAAAUUGAUAUUGUUGCUAUUAACGCUCAAUAUUCAAGCUUAUGUAACUCAAUCAUCACAAUGAACUCAAUUGUUUUGAGCCAUUUAAAUCACGUAGAAUCAGCAAUGCAUAUACCAGUUGAAUCAUUUAUUAGACACGAUAUUUCGAUGAUGAAGAAGUCCAAAGCUUCGUAUGUUCAAAUUCAUGGGAAAUUUACCGAAGCUUACGAUAAAUUAGCAAACCCGCCAAAGAAAAGCCGUGAUACUACAGAUAAGCGUCAGAAGCUAAUGGAAUUACAUAAGCAAUCUUCUCACGCAUUUUGCGAAUACAUUUUGCAGCUCGAUGUAACAGAAUCGAGAUAUGCGAAUCUUAUUGGCAGUUUACUAAUAAGUUAUUCCGCCUCUGUAUACAACGAAUUAGCUUCACAAAUCAAUCGUUUAGCGAAAUUAGAGAUGGGAGACAUCCAAAUCGUUUCCGAGAAGAUCACCCAAUCAAAUGAAGCCAUUGCGCAAAAGAUGUUCGAAAAUACAGCUUUCCAUCAAACUGUGGAAGAUUUAAUACCUCAAUACUACGGAAUUCUUGAUCAGCCAUACCAAGGAACACCUAAAUCCGAAAUACAAGGUUACUUAUGGCGUAAAACAAGCGUUUUCGGAUCUUCUUGGGACAAAUUAUUCUGUAUGAGCAGAGAUGGCUUCUUUGCAGCUUCCACAUCACCUGCAACAUGCGCCAAACCACUCUGGACCCUCCAACUCGAGUAUUGCAACGUCAAACCAUUCGAUUUAGACGAUAAACCAAACUGUUUAACGAUUAUCUCGAAAAACAAGAACAUUGUGUUACAAGCACCAUCAUUAUACGAUCGCGAUAAAUGGAUAGCUACCAUACAAUCGCAAAUUUCCUCAAAAUUCAUGUCACAAGAUAUGGAAUCAGCCCGUCUUAAAGAAAACAACACUUCUACAUGCGCAGAUUGUGGUGCAAGGGAUUCUGAUUGGAUUAUUACCAACAAAGGAGCGAUUUUGUGUUCUAAAUGUGCAGGAAUUCAUAGAUCUCUUCCAAUGUCGGUUUCAAGGAUCAGAUCGUUGACUAUGGACACCAAUGAUCUUUAUUGCAUGGAAUUACUUAAAGCAAUUGGCAACAAAGGACUGAAUGAAAUUCUUGAAGCCAAUGUUGUCGACAAAAUCAAUCCGGAUUCAACACAGGAAGAGCGUGAAGCAUUCAUUAAGAGAAAAUACGUUGAUUUGGAGUUUAUCUCGAAGGAUCCCGUUGAUUUGAGAUCCGCAAUUCAAAAUUCAGUGGCACCACAGAUCCUUAAAGCAGUUUUGACCGGAGAAAUUAAUCAAGAUCUACCCGAUGGACUUACAGCCUUGCAAGCGGCUUCAAUUGUUGGAUCUCCUCCAAUUGUUUGCUUAAUUGCCAUGAAUUGUCCAGAAAUGAUCGAUAAAAUGGACAGAGGAAUGUGGACAGCCCUUGACUAUGCCACUUUUUAUAACCACGUUUACGUUGUUGACGCAUUAUUAACUUAUGGCGCAAAUCCAAUGGUCGAAGAAGCUGUUAAACCUUACGUUAUUGCUGCAUCUAAGAAGUUAGAUGAUAUAGCAAUGCUUCUUUCGUCAGCAAGACCCGAAUCUUUCGAAAUUUCGGAAUAUUCUCCUCCUUCCGAAGCCUUCAAACCUUCGCAACAGGACACAAGCAUGUUUAGAUUGACUGUAUCAAGGUUUGACAGUGGUUCAAGCCCUGCUUUCUCACAAACAGAUCCAUCUAUGUUUGUUCACAAAAGAAGAAUGACGUUGAUUCCAAAGAAGAUGCCAUUCAAGAUUAAUACUAAUCCAGAUUAA